Gasterosteus aculeatus aculeatus (three-spined stickleback) is the source of this 1682-nucleotide messenger RNA. Its product is annotated as CD82 antigen. Gene Ontology annotation, cellular component: plasma membrane. Lineage: Eukaryota; Metazoa; Chordata; Actinopteri; Perciformes; Gasterosteidae. The record is from RefSeq and is a predicted model, not a curated record.
CGCACGGGGAGGACGAGAGGAGCCUCCUGCCUCCUCCCUCCUGCCUCCUCACUCCUCCCUCCUCACUCGGCUUCGUCGCGCUGAGCCGCAGGUCUCUCAGUCGGACACGCACGGGACGCGCACUCCUCUCCGCAGCGCCACGCAGAGAAACCACAUCCGCCAUCAUGGGGAAAGGCUGCAUGACAGCGACCAAGUACUUCCUGUUCCUCUUCAAUCUCAUCUUCUUUCUGUGCGGUGGCGUCAUCAUGGGCUUUGGACUGUGGCUCCUUCUGGACAAUCAGAGCUUCAUCGUCGUCCUGCAUGACUCGGCGGCGGUGAAGGCGGCGUGCUACAUCCUGAUCGCGGUCGGGUCUUUCUCCAUGCUCAUGGGCUUCCUCGGCUGCCUGGGGGCCAUUUAUGAGCUCCGCUGUCUGCUGGGCCUGUACUUCGCCUGCCUCCUGCUGAUCCUCAUCGCGCAGGUCGUGGCCGGCACGCUCAUCUACUUCCAGAAAGAUGCGUUGAAUGAAGAGAUGUCCAAGGUGGUCACCAAGGUGCUGGAGGACUACCCCGGCAGCAGCUCCCCCACGCAGCAGGCCUGGGACUUCAUCCAGAGGAACAUGGCGUGCUGCGGCUGGACCGGGCACCAGGACUGGAGCAGGAACCCGGUGGUGGUCAACAGCUCCCAGCUGCUCUUCCCCUGCUCCUGCCACAACGCCUCCGCGAACUCCUCCGACAGCGGCUUCUGCGAGGCCCAAACGUCCGACUGGCCCGUCUACGAGGCGGGUUGUUCCUCCAGCGUGGAGAGCUGGCUCCGCACCAACAUCGGGGUGGUCCUGGGCAUCUGCGUCGGUGUGGCUGUGAUCGAGCUGCUGGGGAUGAUCUUGUCCAUCUGCUUGUGCAGGAACGUCAAAGAUUACACCAAAGUGCCGCUGUAUCAAUAGAAAUGUGACCUUUUCCUUCCUGCAGCAUUUAGUUUGGUUCUUUUGAGACACUUUCCUCUUUAUUUGGCCGUCAGUCCAUUUUUUUUUCGUCGGAGCACUUUAGAACCUUUUUGGAUCGGAGCCGUGCUGAAUGUUUAUUUUUCAUUAAGCUUAUUUUUUUUUAACAGGGUUUGUUUUAAGGAACGCCGGAUCGGGCUCCCAGAAGAAAAAAAAAUCCAUUGUUUUUUAAAUCUGACUUUUUUAGUUAUUGCAAAAAGAAUUUAGUACAUUGUAUAUAAUUUUAGUAAUUUGUUUGAAUUUCAAAACAAUUCUGCCAGGGUUUAGUUGUUUUUUUUCAUGUUUGCUAGAUUUUCUUCUGGAAAUAAUAGAAAUAAUGAUGCUAAAGAGGAAGAUUUACAAUGCUGAAAGUGUCACUAUUUUACAGGCUUUUUCCUUUAUCUAAAGGUACCUUUUAGUUUAUUAUACUCACUUUAAGACAAAAACCUAAGUGAAAUAUUUUUUAACCAACUUUAAAAUAAAAGGGAACUUUUCUGCAGAAUAUUUUCGGGGAAAUCAUCUCGUACAGAACAAUGUAUGAUUUUUAGAUGUUUGUAUAAUGUUCAAAUCUGCCUUCCCGUUUUCUUUCGAUGUACAGUUUGUAUGAAAAACACCGAUAACUUUCUAAAACAAGUUCUGUAUGUUUGUAACUAGAUGGACUUCUGGUAGCUGGAUUAGUAAGUUUGUACUCAUAACUUUCAUUUUGCCAAUAAACUGAUUACAGUA